Molecule: messenger RNA, 723 nt
Organism: Juglans regia (Persian walnut)
Lineage: Eukaryota; Viridiplantae; Streptophyta; Magnoliopsida; Fagales; Juglandaceae
Product: glutathione S-transferase T3-like
Exons: 2
Coding region: 1-723 (240 amino acids)
Source: RefSeq, a predicted model, not a curated record
AUGGACACCACAUUUGAUGAAGAUCAUUUCUUUACCACUCUAUUGCAAAGUGGUGAACAAGGGAGAUCCACAACCGUAAUGGCUAGUAGCCAUGAUAAUGUUGGACUCCAAGCAACACUAUUGGAAGGUGAAAAAAGGCCACCUAGUAAGAAAACACAACGAGGUGUGUCUUUCACCGUAGAGGAGGACAAUCUCCUCGUGUCGGCUUGGCUCAAUAUUAGCAUGGAUGCUAUACGGGGGACGGAUCAAAAAUAUUCUCAAAUGUGGGAGAGAAUUAGCAAUUAUUACAAUGAGCAUAAAAAUACUAGCAUGGCAAAUCGUUCUGGGGGGUCAUUGACCAAUCGAUGGUCGGUGAUCCAAAAAUGCACAAAUAAAUUUUGUGCUGCUGUGGCUCAAGUAGAAUCUUUGCAUCCAAGUGGUGCGACAGAGCAGGAUAAGAUUGAAAGAGCUAAAAUCAUGUACAGAGAGACUGAGAAGGCCACAUACAACAUGGAACAUUGUUGGUGUCUAUUGAGACACCAACCAAAAUGGCAGCAACACGUGUCCAUGUUGUCAACUAAAAGGAAACCACAUGGGAAACGCCCUGCUAUGGCAGAGUCGACUCCACUAGGAGACGACACGAUAGAUGACAACGUAGAGGUCAUUUUUGAAAGGCCUCCAGGCAAGAAGGCUGAGAAAGAAAGGGAGAGAAAAAGGAAGGCUGCAGAAUCUUACGAUGCAUAA